Molecule: messenger RNA, 1557 nt
Organism: Vigna umbellata (rice bean)
Lineage: Eukaryota; Viridiplantae; Streptophyta; Magnoliopsida; Fabales; Fabaceae
Source: RefSeq, a predicted model, not a curated record
GGUUUCCAACGUGGAAGUGCAGAAGAAGCAGAGAGAAAGAGAGGAAGAAGAGAGGAAGAGAAAGGGGAAACACAAAGGAAAAGAGGAAGAUCGAUCAAGAUCUCCCUUGUGUUGUUCACAGUUGAAGAAAUUGAAGAGGAGAACGAGAGAAACUCAAGGGUAUCACAAGUUUCGGGUUUCAGCACAUCUAAACUUUUUUCCGUGGAGGUUGAAGAAGAUCGAAGUGGAUUUGUUUGAUUGCAAUUUUUCACGGGUCUAUGUUAGAACACCUGCUUUUGCUGAAAUAGGGACAAUGCCUUACUUACCAUGGUUUCAAGUUACUUCAGUUAUUCCUCUGGGUGGUGGAGUCUGUGUUUAAAAAAAGUAUUGACAAUUCAAGAUGCCAAAGGAGAGAAGGGAUAGGUCCUUGUCGCAUGAAAGUAGCAGAGCAUCACCUUACCCGAGCAGCUCUAGUUGUGUUGGGAGAUCUGCUCUUAGAGAGUCAGAGGAAAACGUUAAAGAAUGGGAAGAUGCUAGGUGUCCAGUGUGCAUGGAACACCCUCACAAUGCUGUUCUCCUUAUAUGUUCAUCCCAUGAGAAAGGAUGCCGUCCUUACAUGUGUAACACUAGCUAUCGCCACUCAAACUGUCUUGAUCAGUUCCGCAAGUCAUUUGCUGAGACCGCAUCAACCAUUGCUCAAGUAGAAAGUCAAAUUUCUAACACUGUCGAUAGUAUAAUUGAUGUGCCAGAAGACAGAAAUGAGGAGGGGACUGUCCAAAGUGGAAUUAAUGUACCGGAAGACAUAAGUGAGGUGACUGUCCAAAGUAGAAUUGAUGUGCCUGAAGACAGAAGUGAGGGUUUGGUUACAAUGCAAGCCUUAUCCUGUGACAAUGAGGCAAAGUCAAAGUUAGUAUGCCCUCUAUGUAGAGGGCAAAUAAAAGAGUGGAAAGUAGUGGAGGCGGCUCGGCAUUUUAUGAAUGAAAAAUCAAGGAGUUGUUCUUGUGAGACUUGCAACUUCACUGGCACAUACCCAGAUCUUAGAAAGCAUGCAAGACUUGAACAUCCUCUAGAGCGCCCAUCUGCAGUAGACCCAGAACGUCAGCGUAACUGGAGGAGGUUAGAGCGCCAGAGGGAUCUUGGCGACCUCCUUAGCACACUUCAAACUUCAUUUGGGGUUGAUGAUCCCAUAGAUGAUGGUGGUCUGCUAGCUGUGUUUUUCCUCAUUCUUCAACCUGCAUCUGUGUCCAGGGGCACCACACUCCAGAUGCGAAUAAGAAGACCCGCGACACUAUGGGGGGAAAAUUAUGAUGGACAGUCUGGAUCUGAUGAUGCAAACGAAUCUUCAGAUGGAGGCUCUGAUAAUAGACCUCAUCGUGGUCGAGGACAGCGGACUCCUCCGCCGUGACUUGCAAAUCAUUGAUGAUACUGGCUUGCUCUUCUCUCACCCUUUUCUGCCUUUCCAGAAUGGUCAUGAAUACACGUCGGAUAUUGAUUGUUUAUCAGUAUAUUUAAUAUUUCUGCCAUACUUCCCAGGGAUUCUGAAUGAUUGAGCUUGAAAUAAAAUUUACCGUUGUGCCA